Messenger RNA from Arctia plantaginis, 1587 nucleotides. The record is from the annotation of a GenBank genome assembly. NCBI's taxonomy places the organism in Eukaryota, Metazoa, Arthropoda, Insecta, Lepidoptera, Erebidae.
AUGGAAAAACAAACAACUAUAUUAAAAGAUUCUAUCAGAGAAGAAAUAGACCUGAAAUUGAAACCAUUAGUGGAAGAAAACCUCCAUCUAAAAAAUGAAGUGGAGAAAUUGAAUGAGAUGGUGAAACGUCUGGAAUAUGGGAAAAGAGAGAAUAAUUUGAUUUUCUAUGGCUAUGAGGAGUCCACAGAGGAAAAAAACACUAACAUAGUUAAAAUGGAUGUGGCAUUAAGAAGACAAUUUGUUGGAAUAUUCUAUAACGAUAUGUACAAAAAAUACCCUGAAGAAAAAGUAGUAGGUCUAUACAGAAUGACAUCGCCUACUCUGCUAAUACGUGAUUUAGACAUAGCGAAACAAGUUUUAGUUAAAGAUUUUGAAGCUUUCUCCGAUCGUGCGACUUACUUUAGCAAAGAAGGCUUAGGAGAGAAUUUGUUCCAUGCCGAUGCUGAAACGUGGAAAUUUCUAAGGCAUCAAUUCUCUUCAGCAUUCACAACUACUAAGAUUAAGGCCAUGUAUGGUGGGUUAGCAGUUUGUGGUGAUAAUUUAGUUGAUUAUAUUGAAGAUAUUUCCAUGAAGAAACCCGAACAGGAUGUUUAUAAAUUGGUAUUUAAAUACAGCAUAGGGACAAUAAUGUCUGCUGCCUUCGGUUUUAAUAUUGAUACAUUUAACAACGAUAUGAGGUUAUUCGAAAUUGUUGAUGAAAAGUUUAACAAUACUUAUUACAACGAAAUGGAUAUGUUAAUACCUGGAUUCUUACAGAAAUUUAAUUUGUCACUUUUUCCUGAAGAAACGAUUAGCUUCUGUCAUCAGAUUAUUGAAACUGGUAUGAAACAACAGUCAAGUACCAAAAGUGAGGGAAAAUCUAUGAUGGAUAUUAUUUUAAAUUUGAAUAAGGAAAGUGAAAUAUAUGACGUUAAUCAAAAAUUUGUUAACGAUAAGGAGCUACCAACAGACAGUUCAAAGGCCCUAAAAGCUGCACAAGCUUGGGUGCUUUUUACAGCCGGAUACGCAAAUAUUACAUUGUCAGUGACGUACGUAAUGUACGAAUUGGCUCGCAAUCCCGAUGUGCAAGAAAAGUUACGAGAAGAAAUAACUACGGUUUUAGAUAAACAUAAUGGGAAAUUGUCUUACGAAGCACUUAAAGAAAUGAAAUAUUUAAAUAUGGUGUUCGACGAAAUAUUGCGAAUGUACCCGUUAACAAAUGGGUUAAUAAGGAACGUAAGCAGAGAUAUCAAGUUAGAGGGAGCAAAUGUUAAUAUUAAUCAGGGGACGGUGGUUGCAGUAUCUCCGUAUGCAAUUCAUCACGACGAGAGAUAUUAUCCAGAUCCCGAGAAAUUUUACCCAGAGAGAUUUUCACCAGAGAAUGUUAGAGACAGACAUUCGUGUGCUUUCCUGCCUUUUGGAGUAGGACGUAGAAGUUGUUUAGGUUUACAACUAGGAAAAAUUCAAUUCGGCGUGUGUGUUGCAAAAGUGCUCUUCAAGUUUCGCUUGGAGACUUCCAAGAAUACUGUAACCACCAUAAAAUUUAAUCCUAACAGGGUCUUACUUACCCCAGCUCAAGACAUAUAUGUGAAUUUUGUGCCCACUUAA